This is a messenger RNA of Sesamum indicum (sesame), 829 nucleotides long. Its product is annotated as 21 kDa protein. Gene Ontology annotation, molecular function: enzyme inhibitor activity. The record is from RefSeq and is a predicted model, not a curated record. Gene Ontology annotation, biological process: negative regulation of catalytic activity. Lineage: Eukaryota; Viridiplantae; Streptophyta; Magnoliopsida; Lamiales; Pedaliaceae.
UCAUUCCAAUUCACCUUCACAUCCCAACAUAUAAACACUAUGACAAUUCUGCCUCCAUUUUUCCUUCUCAUCCUCACCUUCUCUUCUUAUACCUCCCUCGGCGCCCCCACCCUCAACGCCACUGACUUCAUUCGCACCAAUUGCCAGAUCACACUAUAUCCUCAACUCUGCUACCACUCUCUAGCCGGCUACGCCAAUGCAAUACAACAAGACCCCGCCCGCCUCGCCCGCGUAGCCGUCGCCCUCAGCCUCUCCCGCGCCAAGUCCAUGACUCUUUACGUUGCCAACCUCUCCCGCCAAGCUGACUACGCGGCUGACCCCCGCGCCGCCUCCGCCCUGCACGACUGCUUCUCCCUCUUGGGUGAUGCCGUGGACCAGAUAAGAGGAUCGGUCAAGCAGAUGCGCCGGUUGACGUCAGGCUCCGGGGAGGAGCUGAGAUUCCAGUUGAGCAAUGUGCAGACAUGGAUGAGCGCCGCCCUGACGAAUGAGGACACGUGUGUAGACGGAUUCGAGGAUGUGGAGGAUGGGGCAUUGAUGUCGGACGUGUGCGACCGAACGUUGAAGGUGAAGGAGGUGACAAGCAAUGCGCUGGCGCUGGUGAAUAGCUUUGUUGCUAAGGUUAUGGUCCCAUGAUCAGACAAAUUAAUUUACUACAUAAGCUUUCAUUUAAUUAUGUGAAAAGUUUUAAUUAUUAUAUAUAUUAUAGUAGGUUAAUUUGAUCGUCGAGUUUUGCUGUAAAAAUAAUUAAGGGUAUUUGUAAUUACUGAAAUGAGAAAUUGAAUUGAUGAGCAGAGAAAUGAAUGAUCGAUGUAUGUACGUUCUAGUGAUA